AUGUCGCCGCCACUGAUUCAGCAAACCUUCCGUCGUAACUACGCCGACGCUCCCCAAGUCCAGCUGUCUCCAGAACCCAAACCCAAGAGGCGCUUCCGGUUCUUCCUCUGGACCUGGCGCUUGACCUAUCUUUCCGUGCUUGCCGCCCUGGGAUACACUGCUUAUCAGGUCUAUGAGGGUCGCAAUCCAAAAGAGCAGGCUGACCCCGAUCCAAGCAAAAAGACGCUCGUUAUUCUCGGUACUGGUUGGGGUUCCGUCUCCUUGCUUAAAAACCUUGACACGGAGAACUACAAUGUCGUCGUCGUCUCGCCCCGUAACUACUUCCUCUUCACUCCUCUGCUACCCUCGUGUACCACGGGCACCAUUGAGCACCGAUCCAUUAUGGAACCCAUCCGGAACAUCCUCCGUCACAAGAAGGCAAAGGUCAAGUACUACGAAGCUGAAUGCACAAAGAUCGACUACGAGAAGAGGAUCGUCUAUGCUAAGGAUGACUCGGAAAUCAAGGGUGACACCAUGGAGACCGAGAUUCCCUUCGACCUGCUUGUCGUGGGUGUCGGAGCAGAAAAUGCCACCUUUGGAAUCCCUGGUGUUCGUGAACAUGCCUGUUUUUUGAAGGAGGUUGGUGAUGCUCAAAAGAUCCGCAAACAAAUCAUGGAUUGUGUCGAAACGGCUACUUUCAAGGAUCAAAGCCCCGAAGAAGUCAAGCGUCUUCUCCACAUGGUGGUCGUCGGUGGUGGUCCAACUGGUGUCGAGUUUGCUGGUGAGCUGCAGGAUUUCUUCAUGGAAGACUUGCAGAAAUGGGUUCCUCAAAUCAAGGACGAUUUCCAUGUCACUUUGGUCGAAGCUCUGCCUAAUGUGCUUCCUAUGUUCAGCAAGCAACUCAUCGAGUACACUGAAUCUUCGUUCAAGGAAGAGCACAUCCAGAUCCGCACAAAGACCAUGGUCAAGAAUGUGACCGACAAAUACAUUGAAGCCGAAGUCCAGAACCCCGACGGUUCGAAAGCGCUGGAGAAGAUUCCCUAUGGACUGCUCGUCUGGGCUACUGGUAAUGCUCUCCGUCCCGUGGUCAAGGAUCUCAUGUCCCAAAUCCCAGCUCAAGCGAAGGCUCGUCGUGGCCUCGAAGUCAACGAAUACCUUGUUGUUAAUGGCACCGAAAACAUCUGGGCAGUUGGCGACUGCGCCGUGGCCAACUAUGCACCCACUGCUCAAGUCGCUGCCCAAGAGGGAGCUUUCCUGGCUCGUUUGUUUAACACCAUGGCUAAGACAGACGCUAUCGAGGCCGAACUGCGCGACUUGUCCUCCAAGCAGGCUACUGCGAACCCCGAUCAGCGCAAGGUCAUCCUGGAGGAGAUCAACGAACGCCAGCGCCAGCUCCGUCGCAUCAAGCAGAUCGGCCCAUUCAGCUAUUCGCAUCAAGGAUCGCUUGCGUACAUUGGUGCUGAGAAAGCAGUUGCCGAUGUGUCUUGGUUCAGCGGAAAUAUUGCAAGUGGAGGUACCAUGACGUACCUAUUCUGGAAGAGUGCUUACCUGAGCAUGUGCUUUAGCACGCGCAACCGCAUCCUAGUCUUCUUUGACUGGGCCAAAGCCAAAUUCUUCGGCAGAGACGUGUCGAGAGAAUAG
Fonsecaea nubica is the source of this 1620-nucleotide messenger RNA. RefSeq lists its product as hypothetical. The record is from RefSeq and is a predicted model, not a curated record. The transcript is spliced from 4 exons. Bases 1 to 1620 code for a protein of 539 amino acids. Gene Ontology annotation, molecular function: NADH dehydrogenase activity. Lineage: Eukaryota; Fungi; Ascomycota; Eurotiomycetes; Chaetothyriales; Herpotrichiellaceae.